This is a messenger RNA of Symbiodinium natans, 1587 nucleotides long. NCBI's taxonomy places the organism in Eukaryota, Dinophyceae, Suessiales, Symbiodiniaceae. The record is from the annotation of a GenBank genome assembly.
AUGGCGGGCAGCAUCCGCGCGGACAACAUGCGGGCGGACCUGGGGGCCCAAACGCUGUGUCCGCAACUCGUCAGCGUGCUCCAUGACCAGAAUGACACGUUUCGUUUGGCCCCGGCCGUGCAGCUGCGCUGGCCUGGGAACUUGAAGAUGUACAGCGAACAGAAGUGGGAGGAGUACCAGGCCUUGGCGGCUGAGCACGACGUGAAGCUCACCCUCAAGGGGCGCGCCGAUCCAAGGCGUCCACAACGGCACAAUCAGCUGACAGUCAAGGGCCAGGAAUGGAAGGCCGUAUUGUCGGUGCUUUUGGUGGAGCUGGAAGCCUCGGGUUUGAACUGGGCAGAGCAUGGUCUGGAAAGUCUACCUGGCCUGCUGCCCCAGCUGAGCGAGCAGGUCGCGAACGCAGCGGGAUCUGGCGAUGCGCAGCCCGAACGCGCCUGCCAGCUGGACGAAGGUGAGGCGGCCACUGCUGACCGCGACCCUGGCGCCGCCGCCGAGCAGACGCGGGCCUGGAGUUCGGCCUCGAGCAGCAUGCCCUCGCAGUGCUCAGAGCCGACGGCCGCGGGCCGCACGGACGUCGCCGAGGCCGACAGUGUCGACCACGACCAGGCUUCGAGCAGCGUGCCGACGCAACGUCCUGAGUCGACGCAGGGCCCGGAGGAUAUAUGGACGCUACCCCGCCUCGUGGAUCUGGUUGAGGCCGCGUUUCACGUACAGCAUGCUGCCGGGCUGCCAGAGGACAUCGUAGAGCAGUUUUCGCGAGCAGCGAACGGGUUGAGGGAGCGGUUCGGUGGCAUGCCCCGCCGCUCCACUCCGGGUCGUCAGCAGGCAACGACGGUUCGCGCGCUGUACUUGUGCACUGCGUGCGUGUGGCGACACGCGCAGUUGUUGCCGGCAAUGUUUUUCAAUGCCAUUUUGCUGUGUCACUGGCGGAUGCAGAGCCAGGCGAACCUCAGUUUAUGUUGGUCACUUGUCCUGGCGGCCGAUGGGCAGACCGGCCCGACUUUGGAGGCGCUCGUUAUCCUGCGGCCGUUGUUUGAAGCUGCGAAGAUCGAGGUGCUACUGGCCUUUGCGGACCUGAGUCCAACGGCGGGUUUCUUCCACAUGUCGUGGGCGAAGAACAGUUCCCAUCGACUCGCUGCCGAUCACGCCGUUGCACUUGGGCGCCCGGCCGAAGCCACGGUGCUGUGCAACUUGGACGCGGACAAUCUGGUGGGCGAGCAGUUUCUGGACUGCACGCUGGAGGCGUUUCACGCGUCUGGACUCCUAGCUCUCCACGCCAGAGGCAUCGAAGCAGCCACUACGGGGCGUGUGCUGGUCAGGCUGAGUGUCUGGCCGGCCCUCAACGGCUACGACCAGGAGGCGGACACGUGGGGGUCAGGCUACCAAGAUGUCGAUCUCUUGCAUCGGGUGAAGACCCUUGGCCGCGUGGAGCUGCUCCGUCGAGCGGAUGGCCACCGAACAACGGGCUAUGCGUUGCCCAACGAUCCAAAGAAUCAGAAGAAGGAUCGGUCCUCUGCGAAGAUCGUGCAUGUCCAGAACGUCCCGACGGGCAAGGCCUUGACCUGGGGGCAGAGUCUUGUCGUGUAG